Clavispora lusitaniae ATCC 42720 is the source of this 525-nucleotide messenger RNA. The record is from RefSeq and is a predicted model, not a curated record. NCBI's taxonomy places the organism in Eukaryota, Fungi, Ascomycota, Pichiomycetes, Serinales, Metschnikowiaceae.
AUGUAUGUAUGUUCCCCCUUGCUGCGAUGUAUGUUUCAUGUCGCAGGCCAAAAAAUUUGCAUUCUCCGUGGGCCCACGAAACGGAAUCCACACACCCAUAGAGGCGUGUGUUCAUUCACUCACAUUGGAAAUUGCAAAUUAAAGUUUGCCCACGCCGCAGCUGCGUACAAGUGGUAUACCGAAAAGUGCGGCAUUGCAUCUCUGGGCUCGUCCGAUCUCGCUCAUGAAUCUCUUUUCUUGUCAUAUGCAAAUGUAGUGCCCACAAGACUAUUGCCUGAACGACAUGCUAGCAGCUUUUAUCAGAUCGUAGCAUGCUAUCCGCAUCUCUUGAUGCCCAUAGUGCUCCCUGCCUGUGCUAAUAUCUACUGUCGAUCUCUAACUGCUCUAUUCAGAUUUACAAGCGCCAUAUUAGCUUCUUGCAGCGUUCAUUGGCUCUACAAGACGAUACGUUCGCCUUUACACACUUGUUCGCAAAUAAGCUUUCGUUUCCGAGGCAUUAAUCUUGCCUUGAAAUUCCGCUCUUGA